AUGCGCGGUGGUACGAGUACCGACGAACACCCUGGUGAGCCAAGGCGGAGCAAGCGCCAACGAAUCGACCUCACAUCAGAAGAAGGCUUUGAUCGACACGAGCUUGAACGUGCAUUGCGACAAAGUUUGGAGGAAGAACGUUUGAGAGAAAAAGAGAAACCAAAGAAAGCUGCAAAACCAAAGGCUGAGAAGCUGAAACCAGCCGCUCGUCCACCUGUGAAAAAGAGAAAAGCCAAAGAAUCCGAAUCAGAAGCUCACAAU
This is a messenger RNA of Strongylus vulgaris, 261 nucleotides long. NCBI's taxonomy places the organism in Eukaryota, Metazoa, Nematoda, Chromadorea, Rhabditida, Strongylidae. The record is from the annotation of a GenBank genome assembly.